AUGAAAGCCAAGCGCAAAUCCUCCAAGUCCGAUAUCGACAUCACUCCGAGCUGGAAAUCACUGUUCGGAUUCACCACCCGCAGACACCUGCCAACCCUCGUUCUUGGAUCUAUCUGCGCUCUUGUUGCUAGCUGUGUUACACCGGCACUGGCAAUCUUUCUUGGUAAUGUUUUUGACUCUUUCACGUCUUUUGGUGCUGGGCAGAUCGAUGCUGGAGGGCUUCGUGAGAAAGUCAUCCGGAAUUGUUUAGGAAUGAUUGGACUAGGAGCAGCUGGCUGGUUUCUGAACGGGGCAUACUUCGCCCUAUUUGUUGCGUUCGGAGAAAUGCAGGCUUCCGGAAUUCGCAGUCAAGUCUUCCUGGAACUGCUGAGGAGAGAUGUGGAGUGGUUCGAAGCCAGGGGUGAAGGUUCCGGGGCUUUCCUGUCUGGAAUUCAGGCACACAUCCAUGAUAUUCAGAUGGCUACAUCACAGCCGCUGGGACUUGUCCUGCAAUACUCUGGUCGCUCGAUGGCAUCACUCGCCCUGGGAUUCUACACAUCUUGGAGUCUGUCGCUAGUGACUCUUGCUGGGAUUCCCCUCUUCACCUCCAUCAUCGGGUUCCUUUCUUCAAAGAUGAAGUCCAGCAUCAUAGCGCAACAAGUCGACCUCACCAAUGCCUCCAAAAUCGCCAAUAAUGCAAUCACCAACAUUGACACGGUCAAAUGUCUCAAUGGACAGACCUUCGAGCAUCGGAACUUCUCUGAACGUAUUGAGCGAUCUGCAACACACUAUUUUCGACUGGCUCGAUUGAACUCUCUCCAGAUUGCUUUCAUCCGCUGGAUGAUUUUCGGUAUGUUUGUUCAAGGGUUCUGGUAUGGCAGCUCACUCGUGCGUACCGGUAAACUUCCAUCCGGAGAGGUGCUGAGGACUUUCUGGGCCUGCCUGACUGCAGCUCAAUCCCUGGAACAGGUGCUUCCCCAGAUGAUAGUGAUAGAAAAAGGAAAAGUUGCGAGCGUCGCCCUAAAAUCGAUAGAACGCAGCCCAGCAGAUGAAAAACCAGACAAUAUGUCAAAUGGAACGCAAUACCCGGAGCACUGUGAAGGUGACAUAGAGGUCAAAGACGUGUCUUUUGUGUACCCAAGCCAACCUGAACAAACUAUCCUCAAUUCAUCUAGCCUUUUCUUUCCUGCAGGGGAGACUACCUUUGUGAUAGGGAAAAGUGGAUCUGGAAAGAGUACACUCAGUCAGCUGUUGAUGCGGUUCUACUUACCAACGUCUGGCGAGAUUCUCAUUGACCGGAAACCAAUGAAGGAGCUGGACAUCAACUGGAUCCGAAACAAUAUCACCCUCCUGGGGCAAAAGAGUGUUCUUUUCAACGAGUCAGUACUCACCAACAUUGCUUUUGGUCGACAGAACCAUGAGAGUGUCGCGAUGAACGAUGCUAAAGAAUGCAUUGAGCUCGCCAUGCUUCAGAGAACUAUUGACGACCUCCCCAAAGGAAUUGACACAUGCAUCGGUCCGGGUGGAAGCUUCCUGAGCGGUGGUCAGAGACAAAGAGUUGCGAUCGCCAGAGCCAAACUGCGAGACACACCUAUCUUGAUUCUGGAUGAGCCCACCAGUGCUCUCGACCACACCAAUCGAGUCGCAGUGAUGAACGCAGUCCGCGAGUGGCGGAAGGGCAAGACUACCAUCAUCAUUACCCACGACAUGUCCCAAAUCAUGGAACGAGACUUCUUGUACAUCCUAGAACAAGGUUCGAUUGUGGAAUCAGGCUACAGGUAUGCAGUCGAAAACAGUCCAAGGGGCAAAAGGUACUUCCAUUCGGAAGUCGAUGAACUUCCAACCCAAAUGGAAAGGGAGACGGCAGACGGGAGGAACAGCGGGUGGGACAAUGUAUCGAGGGAUAGCUUGGAUACCCUGCGGCCUCCAAUGGCUGUGCGCAGAUCUCGUCGAGCCAGGACGUCCUGGGCUCAAGGUCACAUUCCAUCCAGUGUUCGCUUCAGCUCGUUAGGCAUAAGUCCAAACAGGUACUCGGCAUACGCAGCCCGCCCAGGAAAACCCACCAAGUUACCUAUUCAGGAUCCGUCCAGUCGUCUAUCAUUCUGGAAUGAAGGAUCCCGAAAAAUCCCACAAGAAGCUGUUGUUAGCUGUCCUGCAGAAGAAGUUGAAAUGAUUCAAAUCGAAGACCAGGGGUUUAAUUCAAAAUCACAGUCCAAUGGUCAAGUUUCAUAUGAGCAAAUGGAUUCAUCUGACGCCGAGGCCACUCGACGCCCACAUCAUCGGGCUUCAUUGAGAUUCAAAAGUCGUCGAACACCAAAGGAUAAAAUGACUCCGCUCUCUCAAAUCAUGGGGACCAUUUACCCAAAUCUAACGCCACGCCAUCGAGUUAUCCUUUUCCUUGGGUUUGGCUCGGCGGUGAUCCAUGCAAGCGCAACACCGAUGUUUUCAUACUGUCUAUCGCAGCUAUUCAGCACUUUCUAUGCUGGAACCAACAAUGCACACCUGACAAUGACAUGGUCACUUGCUGUACUAGGAGUGUCAUUCGGAGAUGGCCUUGCCUCCUUUUUCAUGCAUUAUUUUCUGGAGAUUUGCGGCGAGGCCUGGAUGGACACCUUUCGGAAGAAGGCUUUCGAGCAGAUCCUCGAUCAACCACGUGCUUGGUUUGAGAAGGAUGGCAACGGAUCACUGAGGCUCACAUCCUCCCUUGACCAGAAUGGAGAAGACAUGCGGAAUUUGCUUGGCCGCUUUGGUGGGUAUGUCGUUGUCGCAGCUUCAAUUACAGUGAUGUCAAUCAUCUGGAGCCUGGUUGUUUGCUGGAAGUUGACACUGGUUGCACUUGCCUGUGGACCGGUCGUUUACGCCAUAACUCGGGGCUUUGAGGGCACUAAUGGUUUAUGGGAAAGACGAUGCAAUGAUGCGAACAGCAUUGCCACUGAUGUGUUCACGGAGACUUUCUCGGAAAUCUGCACGGUGAGAACGCUGACUCUUGAAGGUCACUUCCAUCGCAAACAGGCCAAUGCUAUUGGACGGUGCUUGAUGCUGGGUCUAAAACGUGCUAUGUAUACGGGCAUGAUUUUCGGAAUGGUCGAGUCAACUGUCGUCUUUGCAAGUGCUCUGAUUUUCUAUUACGGAGCUGUGCUCGCAGCGUCAAACGAGUAUAACGUCGACGAUAUUAUGAUGGUGUUUUCGAUGCUUCUUUUCAGCAUCGGAUAUGCAGCGCAGAUACUUUCAUGGAUUCCACAGAUUAACACAGCCCGUGAGACAGCAGCUCAGCUCAUUCACCUCACUAAGCUUCCUCGAGCUGGAUCGCACGAGCACAUAGGCACUCUCACCGUUUCGAACGUUACCCCGAUUAAACUAAGCGACGUAAAUUUCCGAUAUCCCUCUCGGCCUACCACACUAGUGUUGAAGAAUGUCUCUAUCACUAUCCCCGGCAAUUCUUGUACAGCGCUUGUUGGACGAUCUGGAUCGGGAAAAUCCACCAUUGCCUCCCUACUCCUAUCGCUCUACGAAGCCCCAAUGUCUACCAACGGAAAGCCAACAGUGACACUCGGCGGCGAAGACAUCCUCCGCCUCCAUGUCACAACACUCCGCUCCCAGAUUUCAAUUGUCUCACAACAACCAACAAUCUUCCCAGGGACCAUCCACGAGAAUAUCAGCUACGGAACUGACAAACAAUCCUCCAUGGCCUCCUUCCACAGCGUCCGCAUAGCCGCUGAAGCAGCCGGAAUCGACGACUUCAUCUCAUCUCUCCCACAGGGCUACAACACCAUCAUCGGAGACGGAGGAGUCGGUCUGUCGGGUGGUCAAAAGCAGCGCGUGGUGAUCGCCCGCGCUCUGUUGCGUCAACCCCAAAUCUUGAUUCUUGACGAAGCCACUUCUAGUCUGGACCCUGCUGGUGCGGAGAUUGUGCGCCAGACUGUGCAGCAACUAGUCGCCGCGCGUCACGGACUUACUGUUAUCGUUAUCACACACGCUAAGGAAAUGAUAGAGAUUGCGGAUCGCGUUGUUGUUCUCGAUCAGGGGGUUGUUGUCGAGGAUGGGCCAUAUCGGGUUUUGUCCAAGAGGGUGGGAGGGAAACUGUUUGAUUUGCUCAGUGACCCGGAAGAAAGUGCAUGA
Molecule: messenger RNA, 4098 nt
Organism: Penicillium canescens
Lineage: Eukaryota; Fungi; Ascomycota; Eurotiomycetes; Eurotiales; Aspergillaceae
Product: ABC transporter ATP-binding protein
Exons: 5
Coding region: 1-4098 (1365 amino acids)
Biological process (GO): transmembrane transport
Cellular component (GO): membrane
Molecular function (GO): ABC-type oligopeptide transporter activity; ATP hydrolysis activity; ATP binding
Source: RefSeq, a predicted model, not a curated record